GCACAUCGUUGCAUGUGUGCUAACUAUAUACGUGUAAACUUGCUUUUUUUACCUAAUCACCUUCGUUACUAAUCCUGGUGGUGGUUUUAGCUACAUUUCUUUAAUUCCUUUUAGAAUUACGUUUAUAUUAGUGUGAAUUAUAAACGUGUUCAAAUGUAGUUAUUUUUAAUAAAUAAGAGUAUAUUAUUGCUGUACGAGUACAUGUCACACGUUAUCCUCGCCCGUUCCUUGUUAUCAGCGUUUAUACCAUGAAGACUAGAGUUUACACGUUGGUUGUUUAUGUUUCAACAUGGCCACGGAGAGAGAUCUGAGUAAUGCCGUACGAGAUUCUUUGGAGACUAAUGGGAACCUUGGCCGUAUAAGGGCAGAAAUGCGCACAGAAGUCAUGAAACUACUCGAUGUCUCGAACCGAAUCAAUAUAUCCAAGCGACCAUGCCAACCUCAUAAUAUUCUUCUCUUAAACGAACUCAUACGAGAAUAUUUCAACUGGAUUGGAUAUAAAUAUACGUGUAGUGUACUUACCACAGAGUGUGAGCUAAGUAAGCAGCCAUUCAAUCAUGAUUUUUUUAUGCAAAGUUUGGGCAUUAAGGAAUAUGACAAAUCAAAUAAUUUACCGUUACUUCUUCAGUUGUUGGAGACUUGUAAAGACGUGAAAAAUGCAUAAAUAAAUUUGUAUGUAUUUACAAACGUA
Molecule: messenger RNA, 691 nt
Organism: Cephus cinctus (wheat stem sawfly)
Lineage: Eukaryota; Metazoa; Arthropoda; Insecta; Hymenoptera; Cephidae
Product: lisH domain-containing protein FOPNL
Exons: 3
Coding region: 290-664 (124 amino acids)
Biological process (GO): microtubule anchoring
Cellular component (GO): microtubule organizing center
Molecular function (GO): protein binding
Source: RefSeq, a predicted model, not a curated record